AUGAAAGAAAAGAAGAAGAAAGGAAAUAGCAGCAGUAAAACAAAUCAAAUUUCUUCAGAUCUUUCAAACUUUAAAAUUAAAAGUAAUUGUUCUGAACAUAAACAGAUCAAAUCUAGAACAGAUACUAAUGAAACACCAGUAAAAUUUGAUAGUAAUAUUGAAUUUCCAACUCUGCCUUCCAUUUCCAAUAAAACUGAUUCUGUAGAUGAAAAUAAACCUUUGUCAUACAAUUCGUCUUAUUCUUCGGUCUUAAAAUUUGAAUCUAAGACAGUAUUAAAAUUAGAUAAAACUAGUAAUAAUAAAUUUCCUAAUAAAAGUAUUCAUGUAUCAGACAAUUGUAAAAAUAUUGAAAAAUCUGAUGAAAUUUUGCAUAAUGCAGAUAAAAAACAUGAAAAAAUGAAAAAUAGGAAUUUUUCAAGAACUAAAAAUGUAUCAAAAAAUAAGGAACAUUUUCAACAGGGUAAAAAUCAAAUUGAUUUCCAUCAGAGAGACAACAUUCAGAUAUCAGAACCUAAUAAAGUUUUACAAAAGAAUAGUCCAUCCAAAGAUCUGUCAAAAAAAUCUAAUACACCCAAAGAAGAAAAAGAAGUAUUACAAGUGAAUGCUCAGUCUGUAGAAAAUAAAGGAAAAGAAACAUUAGAAAAACCUGAGAAAACUAAGAAGAAAAGAAGAAAUAAGAAAAAGAAGAAAACUGAUGGUGGAAAAGUUUCACUUUUAAGUCCAGAAAUGUUUGCUGCUAUCACAAAGCAGUUUGUUAAAUCAUCCGAGUACAAAUACAACAAUUUUAAUUUAUCCGACUCAGAAGAGUUUCCAGAUCUUGGUUCAACUUCUUCAAAAAAUAAUGAAUUAUCAAAUACGCACAAUGAUACAAAAGAUAAAAGUUUGUCAUCUAAAUCAGUAAUUAAAAAUCAGGCUAUUACUCCUGAAAUUGUUCCCGAUUCUACUCAUAUCAGUUCAGUAGAUUCUUGGAAAUAUUCAACAUUCAGCAGUAUUUUAAAGAUGAAUAAUCCGCCAGCUAACAGUGUGAAUAAGGAAGAAAUCCACAAAGAAAAAUUAGAAGAUAAUUCAAUUAUACAAAAGGAAGAGCCAUCAUCAAGUAAAAGUAAAAAAGCUUCAAAGAAGAAGAAAAAGAAUAAGGAAAAUGCAAAUAGUACAAAAUCUGUUAAACAGGAAAAAGUUAAUCCUUCUAUUGAACUUUCCNCAACUGCUCACAUAAAANUUAUCAAAACACCAAAUUUAGAUAUUGGAGAUCAGCAAUAUAAAUGUGACUUGAAUUGGACAGUAAAAAAAUUAAAAAGUUAUCUUUCUAAUGUAUAUCCAACAAAGCCAACUGUUGAAAGUCAAAGAUUAAUAUAUUUUGGACAGGUGUUAUCAGAUAAUGUAACAUUAAAGGAUGUUUUCAUAAACAAAUGGAAAGUUCAGACAAUACAUAUGAUGUGUCCUCCAAAAAAAAUUCCUUCCAAAGAAACUUCAGUUUUAAAAACUCCUGUUUGUAAAACAGAAAAUGUGAAUUCAAAUAAUUCAAAUGUGAUAUUUCAAAAUAUGCAAGAACAAAUAAGAAACACAUCAACAAAUGCUACUUACAUUCAAGGAUAUCCAGUUAAUAUGAGUUAUGACAGUAAUCAAAUUGCUCUGAUGCAACAAGCUUAUACUCAAUACAUGAUGCAAUAUUUUCAAUACAUGUACUCUAAUACAUUCAAUGCAGAUAAUUCCAGUCAUGUAGAAUCAUCAUCAUCAUUGUCAUCAUCACAAUCGCAAUCAUUUGAAGCCAACACAUCUGAUGAACAGCCUGAAGAAAAUAUAGGUGAUGAUGCUCCAAAUAGAGUGAAUGAAGCAAAUGAAGAUCCCCUUGCAAACAGAGAUAUAAUAGAUGUAACUUACAUCCUUAUUCGUGCAGCCAUUCUUCUAUCAGUUUUGUAUUUUUACUCAUCAUUUAGAAGAUGUCUUUUUGUCAUUGGUAUAAGUUUCUUCAUAUACAUUUACAGAGGAGGCUUCUUUACGUUUAGACGAGGAAGAAAUCGAAAUGAUAGAAGACAACAAAUUCAGCCUAGACGAAAUACAAUUCGUAAUAGACGAAACAGAGCAAGAACAACAAAUGAGGCAAAUUAUAAUCAACAAGGUGCCCAAAAUACACAAGUGACUACUGUCAAGACUUUUAUAGCAUCAUUUUUCACUUCUUUAAUUCCAGAACAACUCAAUGCAGUGAAUAUUAAUUAAAAAUAUUUUUAAUAUAUAUCUAUUUAUCUGGUUUGUAAGAAAAGUUUAAUAUCUUAAACAAAUAUUUAUUGAAAAUCUUGAAA
Molecule: messenger RNA, 2300 nt
Organism: Centruroides sculpturatus (bark scorpion)
Lineage: Eukaryota; Metazoa; Arthropoda; Arachnida; Scorpiones; Buthidae
Exons: 11
Coding region: 1-2217 (738 amino acids)
Biological process (GO): endoplasmic reticulum unfolded protein response
Molecular function (GO): protein binding
Source: RefSeq, a predicted model, not a curated record